AUGACACAACAUCGACCAGACGGGGACGUCUCGCCCAUGGACGUUAGUCCUCGCUCUGCUUCGCCAUCGAACCCUAGUAUCCUACCUACUACUCCUGCCCCGAAACGAAACCCCGAUACUCUCCAGCCUCCAGAGAUCAAAGUCCCCGAUGCCAGCGCAGAAACAAAACUGGCUUCGGAGGGGUUGACGUCAGGCCAAGAAUCAGUCCCUACAUCGGCCAUACCGAAGUCGACACCCGCUUCCACCAAAUCGCUCAAGGACCAUGGCAUCAAUGACCGAGACUUCGGCCAUGGAAACAAUCAGGUCCCUUCCAGGCCCAGCAUACAGCUCACAUCUGCUGAUGGCGUCGACACUCCUUCAUUCGUACGAGGCAACUCAUGGGAAGAACCAGAAACUCCAGGCAAAUCCCGAGGUGCAUCCCUGAUGUCAAAACUCAAGGCGCUCACCAAUAAUGGUGGUAUGCCAAAUCCAAAGCCACCAACUGUCGCUGGACCUUCCAGCCAAGGCACCCAAUCCAAUAUCAAUUCUCCGACACGACCGAACCGCGGCGUUCCUGGAACUUUGACGGAGGAGGAUACCGAUGCUGAUGCUGAUGCCGAGGAGACAGCAGACGAAGGCAACCCUGAAGGCGAUAUGUCAAAAAAGAAGAAGCAAAAGAGGAGGAUGCGUCGCACAAAGAAGGCCAACACCUCAACACCCGGAACACCCAGGAGAUUUGCCAACGAUACCGACGUAUUGGAUACCUUUGAUCAAAUGGUCAAGCGCCGUGCAAGUAUGCCCGAUACCACCACUGCCCCCGAAUAUGGCGUCUCAGAGGGUGAAGGCAGAGAUCGCUUGGGAAUGACCUUCCGCAGAGGUAACUCUUGGAUGACCUCAAAUUUACGCCAUGCUAGUGAAGAGGCCGACGAGGUCGAGAGUCCCGGAACUGUUGGAAGACGAGUGGGCCAUGUUCGCCGAAUUACUGUGUUUGGUGGUGGAGGUGUAUCGGAUGGCGACGCCAUGACCCCCAGACGUCCAUUCUUCAACUCCGAACGGGCGUCAACGUUUGGUGCGCAGAAGUGGAAGCAAGUCAAAAAUACCCUCAAAUUACUACGUCAGAAGAAGGAAGAUCGUUUUGAUUACUUCAAGUCGGCGGAACUGAUGGCUGAAUUGCGGGCUGGCGCUCCCGCUGUUCUUAUGCUUGCCAGUAUGAUUCAAAGGGACGAACACGGAAACAAGAGGAUUCCAGUUCUCCUUGAACAGCUCAAGCUCCGUAUUACGGACAGCUCUCCCAUGGAGGAUGACGAUAGGGAUCGACACUGGCUGUUUACCUUUGAGCUGGAAUACGGAAGUGGACCUAGCAGAAUGAGCUGGAUCGUAAUUCGGACACUUAGGGAUAUCUACAAUCUGCAUCUGCGGUACAAGUUUGCUAUCAACAACGAUAAGUACAUGCCUGGACGUAUGGACUUGGGUGGCCGACCAAAGCAGCCCAAAUUCCCCUACUCAGCUUUCCCUUACCUUCGCGGUGCCCGUAAGAAGGGCGAGGAAACCGACGAUGAUGAUCAAGCUAGCAUUCGUGGUGAGGAGACGGCUGGCGAAGGCACAGCCACAGAGGCGGCAGGAGACGGCGUCUUCAGUGACCCUGAAACACUUGGUGGACUGCCACGAAGAAAGUCUCGCAAUUUCUUGGGCAUGGGCCCGAGACGCAGAUCAACAGGCAUAACCGAUCCUGGUGAGAUGUCAAACACUGAAGGCACUGGAUUGCCUCUCGUAGAUAUGGCCACGAAGAGGCAGCGUUAUGUUGACAAGCAGCGACGUAUCCUGGAGAAGUAUCUCUCUGAGAUGAUAAGAUGGCUCAUGUUCAGAGCUGAUAGCAACAGACUUUGCCGUUUUCUGGAGCUCUCUGCCCUUGGCGUUCGCCUCGCUGCGGAAGGCAGCUACCACGGAAAGGAAUGCUUUCUUCAUAUUCAACCUUCGAAGGGUCUCGAUUUCCGUCGUGCUCUAGCGCCGGCCAAGGUCAUUUCCCGACAGAGUAGGAAGUGGUUCCUGGUACGACAAAGCUACAUCGUUUGUGUGGAGUCUCCGGAGAACAUGAACAUCUUCGAUGUGUAUCUUGUUGACUCGAAAUUCAAUAUUUCGUCUAAGCGAAACAAAGUUAAUGCAAUUGGUUCUGGCGAGAAGAAGGAGAUCGAUUUGACUGUCGAGGCACCUCCCGACAAGCACCACACUAUGACUUUGCGCUCAUCCGAACGCAAGGUGCGCCUUUUCUCUCGAAAUCAAUCUGUCAUGAAGCAGUUCGAGGACUCCAUCAAUCAGAUGCUGAAGCAGACUCCAUGGUAUAACAACAAGCGAUUCGACAGCUUUGCCCCGGUGCGAACCAAUGUAUUCGCCCAGUGGCUCGUCGAUGGACGCGACUACAUGUGGAAUGUCUCUCGAGCUAUCAACAUGGCUCGCGAUGUCAUCUACAUACAUGAUUGGUGGCUAAGUCCUGAACUCUACAUGCGAAGACCGGCUGCUAUCAGCCAAAAGUGGCGACUGGAUAGACUUCUGCAAAAGAAGGCUAGGGAAGGUGUCAAAGUCUUCGUCAUCGUUUACCGAAACGUCGAAGCGGCCGUUCCCAUUGAUUCGGAAUAUACCAAGUUCUCACUGCUGAACCUGCACCCUAACAUUUUCGUGCAGAGAUCUCCCAACCAAUUUAAGAAGAACCAGUUCUUCUUUGCCCAUCAUGAGAAGAUCUGCAUCGUGGAUCAUGAUGUAGCAUUCGUUGGAGGAAUUGAUUUGUGUUUUGGGCGAUGGGACUGUCCUCAGCACCCAAUUGUCGAUGAUAGGCCGACUGGUUUCGAGAUGUCCGAGACUCCCAAGGAUGCAGAGCAUUGUCAGCUGUUCCCUGGUAAAGACUACUCCAACCCUCGAGUACAGGACUUCUUCAGACUCAACGAGCCUUAUGAAGAAAUGUAUGAUCGAACCAAGGUGCCGCGAAUGCCUUGGCAUGAUGUAGCUAUGCAAGUUGUUGGUCAGCCAGCAAGAGACUUGACACGCCAUUUCGUUCAACGUUGGAAUUACCUGCGCCGAGGACGCAAGCCGACUCGUCCUUUGCCCUUCCUACUUCCUCCACCUGACGCCAACAUGGAUGAGCUGAAGGAGCUUGGGCUUACUGGCACUUGCGAAGUCCAAAUUCUCCGAUCCGCUUCCACAUGGUCGCUAGGCAUCGAACAGACUGAACACAGUAUUCAGAAUGCCUACAUCAAGAUGAUUGAAGAAUCGGAUCAUUUCGUAUAUAUGGAGAACCAAUUCUUUAUCACCAGCACUGAAGCAUAUAACACCAGAAUUGUGAAUCGCAUUGGUGAUGCUCUAGUGGAGCGCAUCAUCCGGGCUCACAACAACGACGAGGACUGGCGAUGUGUCAUUGUUAUUCCCUUGAUGCCUGGUUUCCAAAACACAGUCGAUGAGCAGGAGGGCACAAGUGUUCGCCUGAUUCUGAUGUGUCAAUACGCAAGUAUCUGUAGAGGCGAGCAGUCCAUCUUCGGCCGACUUCGAGCCGCUGAUAUUGAGCCAGAGGAAUACAUCGGCUUCUUUUCGCUGCGUCAAUGGGGCAUCAUGAGCAACGAUGUCCUUGCUACUGAGCAGCUUUAUAUUCAUGCCAAGACAAUCGUUGUUGAUGAUCGUGUGGCCCUCAUCGGAUCUGCCAAUAUUAAUGAGCGAUCAAUGCUCGGUAGCCGCGAUUCCGAGUGCGCCGCGAUUGUUCGAGAUACUGAUAUGAUCAACUCUACGAUGGCCGGUAAGCCGUACAAGGUCGGCCGUUUCGCUCAUACAUUGCGACUUCGACUGAUGCGAGAGCAUCUUGGUCUGGAUGUUGACGAAAUCCUUGAGCAGGAGCGCCAAGCAGAGCUUGACCGCCAAGAUUUCGAACAGGAGAUGGACGAUAUCUAUCGCGAGGAGACUGGCGGCCCCGGCAACUCCUCAAAGCUAGCGGUGCCGCGCCCUGAGGCUCAACGAGUUCCAAGCAUCAACCACGAUCUUGACGCUGCCGUUGAAAUUGAGGAGAGCAGCAGCAGCAGCAGCAGUACCAACGGCAGCAAUGCGGAAGCGGAAAGCACAGUCGUUAUCGGAACAGAGAGCAAGGUGAAACAUGAAUUGGAUGUAAUUGGUUAUGGCCCCGAUCAUUGGAAGACUGCCGAGAAGGCUGGCCUUGAUGCAGGUCGCGACUCUGUCAUCAUCAAUGGCCGGGAAGUUCUUGUCAGCGAUAUCGGCAACGAAGGCAAGGGAACUCUGCAAUCGCCCAGGGAAGCGCAGCCGCACGCCCCUCAGCCUGAUAACAGAUACCUCGAGCCUGGAAACCAAAAUGACGGUCUGCCCCCGAUGCCAGCCUUGAACCGUCGCACAACAGAUCAACUUGGCCUACCUCGUGCCGCCCAGCUACCAACUUUGCCAGUUAGUGACGAUACUGAUAUUGGUGGUCCUCCCAUGCACAUCGACCCCGAAACAGGAAAGCCAGUCAGUGGUGGUUUCCACCCUAUGGCGGCAGACAUACAGCCUGCACAUAUCGACAAGGACUGCAUGGUAGACCCAGUCAACCCCAACUUCAUUGACGAUAUCUGGAACCUGGCUGCUGCAAACAAUACUAAGCUCUACCGCCGAGUGUUCCGCUGCAUGCCCGAUUCCGAGGUAAGCACUUGGGCAGAAUACCGCGAGUACACAAACUAUAGCGAAAGGUUCCGCAUGAGCAUGGAAGGCGGCGGUCGAUCCAGGGGUGAAGAGUCCGAGUUCCCCCCUACUUCAAGACAUCGUAACUCGACUGCUGGUGGCGCAGGUGUCAGUGCACCCGGACCAGAGGUCAUUGCCAAGGCUGCCGAGACAGAAGCGGAGAAGGCGGUUGGGAAAAUGACAGAGAAACUGCCUGGACACCAUGAUGAUGACAGGAUUAGGAUUGUCAUUCCUGAUGAGGGACAUCGAGGUGUCGACGAGAAGCAAGCGAUGAGAGAUGGUGAAGCUAUCACAUCACGACCCAACACCGGAUUGGAAAAUGAGAGUGCUGUUGAUACCCAGCACCCUGCUGAGGCACCAUCUCCUGUGUACCCAGCUGGUGAUACUCCAUUUCCUGCCUUCGACGGAGGCAACAGUGGAAGAUUCUUGGAUCCACAGACAGGAACCAAAGAUCGAGAGAGACGAACUACUUUCUCGACUCUCGAGAAACCAUCCUCAAGGGAUACUAAUGCCCCUCCACCGGGACAUAUCGGCUCGGUAAAGCGCAGACGCCGCGCAACCACUAAGAACAGUCGACGCGGCUUCAGUAUUGAUGAGAUGCCAACGCGAGGGCAAGCCGAAGAUCUUUUGAACAUGGUUCAAGGCAAUAUCGUACAAUUUCCUUAUGACUGGCUCCUCACAGAAGAGCAGAAUGGAAACUGGGGAUACCAAGUCGAUGGCGUUGCCCCCUUGGCCAUUUAG
Molecule: messenger RNA, 5424 nt
Organism: Fusarium sp. VM40
Lineage: Eukaryota; Fungi; Ascomycota; Sordariomycetes; Hypocreales; Nectriaceae
Source: the annotation of a GenBank genome assembly